AUGACUGAGAAUGGAGAUGAUGAAACUGUUAGAUAUGUCACCCUUGUUUGUGCCCACGGUGGGAAGGCCCGAAAUAAGACUUUGAAUGUCGACAAUCCACAUCCAACAGGAAAGAUGGAAUACAAGGCAAGACAUCUAAGACUUGGCGCAGGUGGUGCUGGAGCGCUUCAAGAGUAUUUUUCACAAAUGCAAUACAAAAAUCCUGAACUUUUUCCAUCGAUGGAUUUGGAUGAUGACGGGAGGUUAAACAAUGUCUUCUGGGCAAACCUCCGUAGUAGAGCGGCCUACCAAUAUCUCGGAGAUGUGAUCACAUUCGACACCACAUACCUGACGAAUAGAUAUGAGAUGCCCUUUGCACCAUUUGUUGGUUGCAUAGAUGGUAUAGCUCCAAAAACUAUUAUUACUGAUCAGGAUAGAGCCAUGAAAAAUGUAAUCGCUAUUGUUUUUCCCAGAAGCCGACAUAGAUUUUGUCUGUGGCAUAUAUUGAAGAAAGUUCCUGAAAAACUUGGCUCCUAUACAUCAUACAAAAGUGGAAUGAAAAAUGACCUGAUAAAAUGUGUGUAUGACACACAAAGCGUUGAAGAGUUUGAAAAAUGUUGGGAUUAUUUAAUUACCACUUACAACUUGCAUGAGAAGGUGUGGUUGCAAAAUUUAUACGCUGAGCGUGAACUUUGGGUUUCGACAUUUUUGAAAGAGAAUUUUUGGGCUGGAAUGAGUACCACACAUCGGAGUGAGAGCAUGAAUGCCUUCUUUGACUGUUAUGUUCAUGCUAAGACAAACUUGAAAAAAUUUCUGAUUGAGAAAAGGUUUCAAGAUUUGUAUACGAAUGCUAAAUUCAAGGAAGUUCAGCAGCAAGUUACUAGCAUUAUCGAUAUGGAUCCAAAGUUACUUAAGAGGGAUGGUGCAGUACAGACCUAUUUGCUAGAGGAUGAAGUUCAUUUGGAAGAGUUCACUAAGCUGGUGACGCAUUAUGUGGACUUUACUAAGAAAGAUGUGUCUGCAAAGUGUUCUUGUGGUUUAUUUGAGAUGAUGAGCAUAUUGUGUUGGCACAUUUUGGCCUUAUUCAAAUGUAACGGGAUUAAAUCUUUGCCAGAUAGAUACAUUUUGGAUCGCUGGAGAAGGGACAUAGAAAAGGAGAUACAUCUUGAUGCACAGUAG
This is a messenger RNA of Juglans regia (Persian walnut), 1158 nucleotides long. Its product is annotated as protein FAR1-RELATED SEQUENCE 5-like. Gene Ontology annotation, molecular function: zinc ion binding. The record is from RefSeq and is a predicted model, not a curated record. Bases 1 to 1158 code for a protein of 385 amino acids. The transcript is spliced from 4 exons. Lineage: Eukaryota; Viridiplantae; Streptophyta; Magnoliopsida; Fagales; Juglandaceae.